Messenger RNA from Saccharomyces mikatae IFO 1815, 936 nucleotides. RefSeq names its product Elongator subunit ELP6 (gene ELP6). Gene Ontology annotation, biological process: tRNA wobble uridine modification. NCBI's taxonomy places the organism in Eukaryota, Fungi, Ascomycota, Saccharomycetes, Saccharomycetales, Saccharomycetaceae. The record is from RefSeq and is a predicted model, not a curated record. Bases 1 to 936 code for a protein of 311 amino acids. Gene Ontology annotation, cellular component: elongator holoenzyme complex. The transcript has a single exon.
AUGAGCUGGAUGAAAAAUGCAAGAAAAAAAGAAAAAAAGUGUCAAGUAAACCCAAGAGAAGUUGAACGAGAUACUUUCAUAACCCCUAUCGAUAAAACGAAACAGACAUUCAUGAGUGGUGUUCAAAGGCAAGAUUUGGUCUUAUUCAGUGAUCAAUCCGUUCUUCCUGCCCAAUUUUUUCAAGAUAGUAGCUCUCACAACCUAAUCUUCAUUACUCAUCAGUCGUCCACCCAACCGCUAUGGCUGAUAAACGCACUAAUAGAAACCCAUAUCUUAGGAUUUCCAAAUUCUCUUAAUGAAUCUUCUCCAUCGUCACUGUUGUCACCGGCUCACACUCAUGCAGUUGUUGCAUCGUUUAUCCACGAACAAAAGCAUUUUAUAAAUUCAUUUAGCAAGUUGAAGAUCCCAACCAAUAACUAUAAUGUCUUCGACUUCCUGUCCGAUUUCAUCGUUAGUGAUAUCCUAAAUAAGCCAAGAGAAAAAAUACUAAGUGAAUUACUAGCAAACUUUUUGGUUGCUCUACAGAAUAACCCAACGAACACUAUCGUUAUUAUAGAACAACCAGAAUUACUAUUAUCUCUAAUAAAUGGCUUGACUUACUCAGAAUUGAAUAAUAGGUUCAUUACACCUCUUCUGAAGCAAUGUCAAGUACUGAUCAUUGUUUCCAACUCAGACAUUUUCAAUAUGGACGAAUACGAUGUUACUGUUCAUACCUCCAAUAUACAGAAUUUUUACAAAUCUUCUUUUAUCAGAUCAAUGAUCAAUUUAAACUUAAACCCCUUGAAGACUGGAUUUGCAAAAGACGUAACUGGCUCACUGCACGUUUGCAGAGGUGGUGCACCGAUCGCGACUCUUUCAAACACAAACUUACACGUGGUUGAGAACGAAUACUUGUAUCUAAAUGAAAAGGAAUCAACAAAGCUAUUCUACCGAUAG